ACUAAUUGUAAUUUCCCCCUUUCAUGAAACCUCCCGGCUGAGGCUCUAUAUAUUUCUUCUGUCAGCAUGCAGACAGAAAGUGGCAUUUGGAAUUUAAAUGUAGACAUUGAUAAUUCAAUAAGUGUGAAAAAAGUCAAUCAAUUAUGGUGGUGGAACUUAUGACACAUUCAACUCUUCAUCACUUUCUUAUUUAUCUUGCUUGUUAUUUUUUUUCUUCCCAAAACAUAUUAAUACAUUAUUAUAAGCCAGUAAAAAGGCACCACAGUUUGAUGUGAGCUCCACUCGAUGAUCGUUUAGUGAUGCCUUGAAUCCGUCAGGUCAGAGGUCAGGCCGCGCGCCUUCCAUCCUUCUGCUGUUGAGAAUGAGCAGUUUGUAACUAAAAGCAACAGACCGACUCAUGUGCAGGUUUCUCUAAAACAGACAAUCAAAGCUCGAAAGCACAGCAGCUUUUCUGGUUCCUCAUCAGGGAGCACGCUUAUUGUUUUCUUAUCGCUUAGCCUAGCUAGCCAGGUUAGCCACUUUAGCUGGAGAACUGGAGAAGAAGAAGCUACUUAGAUAGCUCAACCGCUAGCUAGCUAACCGAAAACGGAUAUUUCUUACUUUGAGGAGCACGAAAGACUCUCGCAGACAUGCAGGACCUCCUGGCCACCGUGGAUCACCUGAAGUUUGACCUGGAGCUGGCCAUGCAGCAGCAGCUCGGGGCUCAGCCUCUGCCUUUCCCCGGCAUGGACAAAUCCGGGUCUGCUGUGUGUGAGUUCUUCAUGAGAGCAGCUUGUGUGAAAGGUGGGAUGUGUCCGUUCCGUCACAUCAGCGGAGAGAAGACGGUGGUGUGUAAGCACUGGCUCAGAGGACUGUGUAAGAAAGGAGACCAGUGCGAGUUCCUCCACGAAUACGACAUGACCAAGAUGCCCGAAUGCUACUUCUACUCCAAAUUUGGUGAGUGUAGCAACAAAGAGUGUCCCUUCCUGCACAUCGACCCAGAGUCCAAGAUCAAAGACUGUCCCUGGUACGACCGAGGCUUCUGCAAACACGGUACGACCUGCUCACAAAACAUCCCUGCAUGCGGUGAGAAGGGCCACUAUGCCAACAAAUGCACUAAAGGACACCUCGCCUUCCUGAGUGGACAGUAA
This is a messenger RNA of Notothenia coriiceps (black rockcod), 1130 nucleotides long. It is a transcript of the gene cpsf4, whose product is annotated as cleavage and polyadenylation specific factor 4. Gene Ontology annotation, molecular function: metal ion binding; RNA binding. The transcript is spliced from 5 exons. Lineage: Eukaryota; Metazoa; Chordata; Actinopteri; Perciformes; Nototheniidae. Bases 630 to 1130 code for a protein of 166 amino acids. The record is from RefSeq and is a predicted model, not a curated record.